Messenger RNA from Phyllotreta striolata, 2256 nucleotides. The record is from the annotation of a GenBank genome assembly. NCBI's taxonomy places the organism in Eukaryota, Metazoa, Arthropoda, Insecta, Coleoptera, Chrysomelidae.
AGGGAUAUGGAUGGCGUUGGUUUCUCCUUGGCGAUCGGAGCACUUAAAGCUUUAGCUUUUGUGUACGACGUCCUUACAUUCCCCAUUUACAUCAUCCUCCAGAAACCAUGGCGGUUACGCCAACUAUCCAGAUCCAUAAAGGGCAUUAUCGUUGACAUCGAAGUAGAACAAUCUAAAGAGUUUAUCAUUGAUAUGAAGGAAAGUCCAAACGCAAUUAAGAAUAAGUACAGAGAUCCAUCCAGUGUCUUGGGCAAGGCGAAAGCGAUACAGGAAGAUGCGAAAUCCGUUACAUAUCGAUCCGCAGUCCAACCCAAAGAACACCACAUCACGUUGGUCAGAGAGAAGAUCGACACGAUGGCCAAAAUGUUCGAGUAUUGCGCCAAAAAGUACCGCAACAAGAGGUGCUUAGGCACCAGGGAAAUUUUGGCCGAAGAGGAUGAAGUCCAACCCAACGGAAGGGUUUUCAAAAAGUUUGUCAUGGGCGACUACAAGUGGAAAACCUUCGGCGAAGUGAACGAAUUGGCCGCCAGCUUCGGCAGAGGGCUCGUGUCGAUGGGCAACCCGUCGGGCAAGAACGUGGCCAUUUUCGCCGAAACCCGAGCCGAAUGGAUGGUGGCGGCGCACGGUUUCUUCAAAUUCAACAUUCCUUUGGUCACCAUCUACGCGACGCUGGGCGACGACGCGAUCGCGCACGCCAUCAACGAAACCGAAGUGUCCACCAUCAUCACCAGCUACGAGCUGUUGCCCAAGUUCAAGAAGAUCUUGAGCCUGACGCCGCGCGUGCAGACCCUCAUUUACAUGGAGGACCAGCUGAAGGAGCUGGCCAACUUGGACGGCUACAAGGAGGGCGUGCAGAUCGUUAAAUUCACCGAAGUGAUCGCCAAGGGCGACGAUAUUAGAGACAAAGUGACUCCUUCAGUGCCUCCGACGACCGAUGAUAUCGCUAUAAUCAUGUACACGAGCGGCUCGACGGGCGUGCCCAAGGGGGUUAUUCUUCAGCAGAAAAAUCUCAUCGCCACGCUCAAGGGUUUCUGCGAUUCGACGCCGAUCUACGAGACCGACGUCAUGAUUGGGUUCCUGCCUUUGGCGCACGUGUUCGAGUUGCUGGUGGAGAGCGUUUGUUUGUUCGCCGGCGUUCCUAUCGGUUAUUCGGGUCCUCUUACCAUGACUGAUAAUUCCAAUAAGAUUAAGAGAGGGACCAAAGGAGACGCCACCGUCUUGUGUCCCACUGUUCUGACGAGCGUGCCCCUCAUUUUGGAUAGGAUAUCGAAGAGCAUCCAGGAGAAGGUGAGCAAGAGCGGCAGCUUGAAGAAAGUGAUAUUCAAAUUCGCCUACGAGUACAAGACGGCGUGGAAACGUCGCGGCUACAGCACGCCGUUGAUCGACAAACUGAUUUUUUCGCCCAUUACCAAAUUGGUCGGCGGCAAGAUGAGACUGAUGAUCGCCGGAGGGGCUCCUCUAUCUCCGGAUACGCACGAACAAAUCGGCACCUGUCUGUGCUUGAGGAUUAUACAAGGUUACGGAUUAACCGAAUCGACUUCUUGUGCUGCUGUCCAAGAUUUGUACGACAUGUCCUUUGGAAGAGUCGGCGCUCCCUGUACGAUUUGUGAUAUUAAGUUAGUUAGUUGGGAAGAGGGUAAUUACAGAGUGACCGACAAGCCGUAUCCGCGCGGAGAGAUCAUACUGGGCGGCGACAACAUCAGCGCGGGAUAUUACAAAUUGCCGGACAAAACCGACGAAGACUUCUUCGACGCGGACGGCAAGCGGUGGUUCAAAACGGGCGAUAUCGCCGAAGUCCACGGAGACGGCGUAUUUAAGAUUAUCGAUCGUAAGAAGGAUCUCGUGAAGCUGCAGGCCGGCGAGUACGUGUCCUUGGGCAAGGUCGAGGCCGAGCUCAAGACGUGUCCUUUGGUGGAUAACAUUUGCGUGUACGGGGAAUCGAGUAAAGACUUCUGCGUCGCUCUGGUGGUGCCCAACCAACAGAAUUUGAAGGACCUCGCCGCUAAAAUUGGAAUCGUUAAUAAAUCCUUCGAGGAGCUGUGCGUGAAUGCCGCUAUAGAAAAGGCCAUGGUUCAGGAAUUGGCGGAGCACGGAAAGAAAAGUAAAUUGGCCAAAUUUGAAAUUCCUGCUGCAAUAAAAUUGGUAACGGAAGUGUGGUCGCCGGAUAUGGGCUUGGUAACGGCGGCGUUUAAGCUGAAGAGAAAAGAUAUCCAAGAGCGAUAUAAGUACGAGAUAAAUAGGAUGUACGCUUCCUGA